Molecule: messenger RNA, 2613 nt
Organism: Paramacrobiotus metropolitanus
Lineage: Eukaryota; Metazoa; Tardigrada; Eutardigrada; Parachela; Macrobiotidae
Product: solute carrier family 15 member 1-like
Exons: 18
Coding region: 141-2477 (778 amino acids)
Biological process (GO): transmembrane transport; oligopeptide transport
Cellular component (GO): membrane
Molecular function (GO): dipeptide transmembrane transporter activity
Source: RefSeq, a predicted model, not a curated record
CUAUUCAUUUCAGUCAGUGCUAUCCUGCACCAGCACUCAAUCUGAAGGUGUACACCGCAGAAAAUCUGUAGGCAGCUGUACCGUUAAUUAUUUAAUUUCAUCAGUGUUGCCACCUAAACGGUAUACGCACGGACCGGAAAAUGUCGAAAGAGAAAAAAGAUAUGCAGGUGGAUUCACAUCCGGCAGGAGAGAAAGCGGCUUUAGCAUUAGACCAGCAUAUGAAGAUCAGCCCAUCGGGCAAGCUGGGUGAUGUGGAGACAGCCGCGGUCGUUCCCGAAAAGCAUCCUUAUCCCUGGUAUAUCAUCUUUAUUCUGGGAAAUGAAUUUUGCGAACGGUUCUCCUACUAUGGCAUGAAAGCGGUGUUAACGAUUUACUUCGUUGAUAUUAUGUUAUGGAGCGAAGACACAUCAACGCUGAUCUACCAUUUAUUCUCCGUUUUAUGUUACUUUACUCCGGUGUUUGGUGCUAUGUUGGCCGAUGGAUUUUUGGGAAAAUUCAACACCAUAUUUUCGCUGUCCUUGGUCUACGUGGCUGGAUUGGUACUCCUGACAUUGGCAUCGGUACCGCCAGUAAAUCUCGACCUAAUGGCUGGAACAGCCGCUGGGUUGAUCUUGAUUGGCCUCGGUACUGGUGGCAUCAAACCGGUCGUACCGGCCUACGGUGGUGACCAGUUCAAACCAGGCCAAGAAAAACAACGUGAAAUGUUCUUCUCGGUAUUCUACUUCUGUAUCAAUGCCGGAAGUCUGAUUUCUACGUUUUUGACUCCAAUUUUACGCUCGGAUGUCAGCUGCUUUGACAAGGAAGGCUGCUAUCCAUUGGCUUUUGGUCUCCCAGCGGCACUGAUGGUUGUUGCACUGCUCGCUUUUGCUGCCGGACGCCCAUUCUAUCGUAAUGUGCCAUCAAAGGUCAACAUCAUCGCCAAAGUGUUCGCCGUCUGCUUUCACGCCGGAAUGAAAAAGUUCCGUAGUCGAGGAGGUCGCGGCCCUUCCAAAAAGCACUGGUUGGACCAUGCCGAAGACAAAUACGAGCGCGAUUUCAUUAAGGAUGUCAAGCAGCUGUUGCCGGUACUGAAAAUGUUCUUGCCACUUCCCAUGUUUUGGGCUUUAUUUGACCAGCAAGGCUCUCGAUGGACGCUGCAAGCUACCAAGAUGGACGGCCGUGUGACAGACAACUUCUACUGGAAACCGGAUCAAGUGCAGAUUUUCAACCCGGUUAUGAUUCUGAUCCUCAUCCCCAUUUUCGAAGGCUGCGUUUUCCGCAUCUUGGACAAGUACAAUGUUCCUUUCAAAGCUCUGGCCCGUAUGACCGGUGGCAUGGUGUUAGCCGGUGUGGCAUUCGUUAUUGCCGGUGUCGUACAGAUGGAACUAGACAAAACUUUACCAACGCUUGUCCCAGUCAACCGUGCUGAACUGCAAAUGUACAAUACUCUUGACUGCGGGCUCAUCGUCAACGGUAACUUUACCGGUGGGAACAUGACUGAUAUGGUCAUACCUGCACGAGGAGGAUUCGCAUUUGCCAGUACGAAAGAGGCAGUGGGGCCUGAAAUAAAGCUACCACCCAAUACGACCAUGGCGCCAUACGCAUUCACUAUCCAGGUGUCACCCAAUACGACGUGCAACGGCAUCACGUUCAACCAUCCCGUCCCUUUCACGUUAAACUUGAACGAGACCAGAGUCCACUCCGUUCUCAUUGGCCAACACGACAAGACCUUCUCAUUCCAGCAUUUGGUUAUUGACGAAAAGGUUAAGCCAAAAGAAGGUCGAGUCUUCGCACAGUUUGUGCUACCUUUUGCUUUUAACACGCCGUCGGGCGGCGGCCAUGUCAUCCUCAUCAAUAACGAUGUGGCCAUCGGGAAAAAAGGUCACAGAUACGAGUUGAAUUUUAAUCGCGGCAGUGGAAUGUUUGGUCCGUACCAGACACCACUGGUCAAUGUGUCCCAGGAACUGGAUCAGGGCAAAUAUGAAGUGUGGUACCCAGACCAGAGUGAUCCCAAAGGUACCCGCAAGCUGAACUACAUCAUGGAACUGGCCAACGGAGCCGUCUAUACCAUCGUACUGCGCGAUGAUAAGACCCUGGCCGCGAACGAAGUGCCCUGGACCGUGCACACCAUUGUCGCAUCCAGCACUCUGUCCAUCUUCUUGCAGCUACCGCAGUACUUUGUCAUGACCGUUGGUGAAGUCUUGUUCUCCGUCAGUGGGCUGUCUUUUGCCUAUUCUCAGUCUCCAGCAAGUAUGAAGUCCGUGCUGCAAGCUGGUUGGUUGAUGACCGUGGCGUUUGGUAACGUCAUUGUGCUGAUUAUCAGUGGAGCCAAGCUCAUCACUGAUCAGGCGUCGGAGUUUUUCUUGUUUGCUGGCUUGAUUGGUGCUUUCGCUAUCCUCUUCGCCGUCAUGUGCCGAUACUACAAAUAUGUGGACACUGACAAGAAGGAUGACGACAUGAUGCAGGUUAAAGAGAAGGAGGAAACCGAUACUAUGUAAUUUUCUGGCGUUUACAAAGUUUUAACGUUUUAUCUUUUAUGCUUCUUUUGUACAGACACUUUUAGAAUUCCUGAUUAGAUCGAUGUGAUAAGGUGCUCGAUCGUUUCUACUAAAACAAAAGUCAUGCAGCCUCAGA